This is a messenger RNA of Ascoidea rubescens DSM 1968, 3954 nucleotides long. It is a transcript of the gene NCR1, whose product is annotated as sphingolipid transporter. NCBI's taxonomy places the organism in Eukaryota, Fungi, Ascomycota, Saccharomycetes, Ascoideales, Ascoideaceae. The transcript is spliced from 3 exons. The coding region runs from base 1 to 3954 and encodes 1317 amino acids. The record is from RefSeq and is a predicted model, not a curated record. Gene Ontology annotation, cellular component: membrane.
AUGAGACGCUGCUUCUUCUUCUGCCUCGUCCUCAGCUGCUGCUGCCUUGCUCUCGCUGGCUACACCGAUGUUCACCACCAAGGCUACUGUGCCACCUACGACAACUGUGGCAAAAAAUCCAUCUUUGGUGGUGAGUUGCCUUGUCCUGCCAAUGUUCCUGCUUCAAUUCCUACGCAAGACGACAAAGACUUGUUGGUCUCCAUUUGCGGUCCAUUGUGGGAAAACCAGUCCUUGGUCUGUUGCUCUAAUUCUCAGCUAAAUGUGCUCCAACAGCAAUUGAAGAAAGCUGAUAAUAUCAUUGCUUCUUGUCCUGCCUGUAGGGACAACUUCUACCAGCUAUUCUGCAGAUUUUCUUGCUCUCCCAACCAAUCUCAAUUUGUUAAUGUCACUCAAAUUCAAUCCUCUAUCUCAAAAAAACCUAUCGUCAAAGAAAUAGACCAGUACGUGGAUCCAUCUUGGGCUGAAAACUUUUACGAUUCCUGUAAGAAUGUCAAAUUUGGUGCCACCAAUGGUUACGCCAUGGAUUUAAUUGGUGGUGGUGCUAAGGAUUACAAACAGUUUUUGAAGUUUUUAGGUGAUGAAAAACCAUUGCUAGGCGGUUCCCCCUUCCAAAUCAAUUUCAAAUGGCCUCAGGAUGAUUAUCUAUCUUUACCACCCGACAUCAAACCUUCAAAUGGCCUUGUUAAAUACUGCAAUGAUUCAAAUCCAGACUUCAAAUGUGCUUGCUCUGAUUGUCCCAAUAGCUGUCCCACAUUACCAAACUGGAACGAAAAAUUGUCCUGUCAUGUUGGCCUUCUACCUUGUUUUUCUUUCUCCAUAAUUCUCCUUUACAUUAUAUUGGCGCUUUUUUAUUUCUCGGGUUAUCUAGGUUACCUUUACUACAACCAUUUCAACAUAAACAAAAACCUUUUACAAGAUGACUCCCUAGAUAAUACCACUCAUAAUAGUAUCGACGAUGAUGAGCUCGAUAGCAAUUUCACAAACGAUCUCGAUCAUGAUGAUAUCAGUCACCUCAGUGGUAGAUUGUUGUCCUCCUCACAGCACAACCAAUCCUACUUUAUAAAUAACCUACUAGAAAAAUGGUUUGGCAAAUUGGCUUUCAUUUGUGCUCUACAUCCCUGGAUCAUUAUCUCUGUCGCCUUGGCCAUAACUUUUCUCCUCUCCUCUGGCAUGUUCUUUAUCAAAUUAGAGAAGAAUCCAAUCAAUCUUUGGGUUAGCUCUUCUGCUGAGGCUUUCAAACAAAAACAAUUUUUUGACCAAAAUUUCGGUCCUUUUUACAAAGCUGAACAGAUUUUCAUUGUUAAUGACACUGGCCCGGUUUUAAACUACAAUACCUUAAAUUGGUGGUUUGAUAUUGAAACUAAGAUCAAUCAACUCUCUAUUGACUACAUUGAUUCCUCUGACGAAAACAACAUUGAUCUAAAUAAAAUUAACCAAAUUUAUAAAAUUUCUCUUGACGAUAUUUGUCUCAAGCCAACUGGUGAUGCUUGUGUCAUUGAAUCAUUCACUCAGUAUUUUCAAGGUGAUCCAAGUUUACUUGAUCCCAAUACAUGGGAAAAAGACCUAACUGAAUGUGCAACUUCUCCUGUAAACUGUUUACCACCAUUUCAACAGCCCUUGAAAAAAGAAUUGUUGUUUGGCGGCUAUCAAAAUAACGAUAUCUUAACUUCAAAGGCUUUGGUUAUCACUUAUGUUAUUAAUAAUAACAUAGAUGACCAAUCUCAAAUAUCCAAGGCUACUGAACAAUGGGAAAAACUGUUGGAAAGCUUUCUAUUAAAUAAUGUCACCAAAGAAGCUCAAGACUUGGGUCUAAGAGUAUCUUUUACCACAGAUAUCUCUUUAGAAAAGGAACUAAACAAGUCAACCAACACAGAUAUCAAAAUUAUAAUCAUAUCUUAUCUAAUGAUGUUUUCGUACGCUUCGUUAGCACUAAGUGGUGGUCUUCCAAGCUUUGAUAAUAUUGAUACUUUUGUUAACACAAAGAUAUCAAUUGGUUUAGCUGGUAUUUUUAUUGUUCUACUAUCUGUUAGUUCCUCAGCAGGCUUAUUUGCUUUAUUUGGAGUGAAAUCUACUUUAAUCAUUGCUGAAGUUAUACCCUUCUUGAUUUUGGCGGUUGGUGUUGACAAUAUAUUUUUGAUCUGUCAUGAGUUAAAGCAUAUGAAUCGCUCCUAUCCAAAUGAAUCUGUCCCAGAAAGAGUAUCUAGAGCUGUUGGAAGAAUGGGUCCAAGUAUACUAUUAUCAGCAACAUCCCAAUUUUUAGCUUUUAGUCUUGGUGCAUUCGUAGCCAUGCCUGCUGUUCGUAAUUUUGCGCUUUAUUCUGCUGGUGCUUCAUUUUUCAACACAUCACUACAAUUGACAGCUUUUGUUUCUCUCCUAGCUUUAGAUCAGCAAAGAACUGAUGACAUGAAAUUGGACAUUUUCCCUUGGGUCAAAGUUGAAAGUAUUAGGUCUAAAUCCAUAACAAACUCUGAAAGAGGUUUAUUGAUUCCCGAGAUAUUGAGCCAACCUGAUGAAACUGUAUUUUCGCGGUUGUUAAGAAAAUAUUAUGCUCCCUUUAUUUUAAAAAAGAAAGUGAAACCAGUAAUUUUGGCAAUAUUCAUCGCUUGGUUUGGAGUAUCAUUAGCCUUGUUUCCUAAAAUUAAGUUUGGUUUGGAUCAAAGAAUUGCAAUACCUUCUGAUUCUUAUCUUAUUGAUUAUUUUAAUGAUAUUUAUGACUAUUUCAAUACUGGGGCUCCUGUAUAUUUUGUAGUCAAAGAUUUAAAUGUUACUCAAAGAGAAAACCAGCAAAAAUUAUGUGGAAGAUUCUCAACAUGUGAUGAAUACUCCUUGACAAAUAUUUUAGAGCAAGAAAGAAAAAGACCAGAGUUUUCGACAUUAGCUGAGCCAGCCGCUAGUUGGAUUGAUGAUUUCUUUUUAUUUUUAAAUCCAGAUCUUGAUGAAUGUUGCAGAUUUAGAAAGAACACCAAUCAAACUCAGGUUUGUUCACCAUUUGACUCAUCAAGAAGAUGCGAGGCAUGUUUUUUAAACCAUGAACCAAAAUGGGAUACAAGUAUGAAGGGCUUUCCUGAAGGAGAGGAGUUUUUGAAAUUUUUAGAUAUUUGGAUUGAAACCCCUAGUUCACCGUGCCCUCUUGGGGGAAAAGCUCCAUAUUCUAGGUCAGUUGUUAUAAAUGAAGAAGGAGUGACAGUUGAAGCAUCCACUUUCAGAACAUCUCAUGUUCCGCUAAGAUCACAAGAUGAUUUUAUCAAAGGAUACAGAUCGUCAUUAAGAAUCACUUCAGAUAUAAAAAAAUAUACUGGACUAGAUGUUUUUGCAUACUCACCAUUUUACAUUUUUUUUGUUCAAUAUGAAACUAUUGUUAGUUUAACAUUUACGUUAUUAGGUACAGCGUUAAUUAUUUUGUUUUUCAAUUCUUCACUUUUACUUGGAUCAUUCAGAACAGCUGGUGUAUUAUCUGGAACAGUAUUAUUAAUUCUAGUUGAUAUUGGAGGAGUCAUGGCUAUUUGGAAUAUUUCAUUGAAUGCAGUUGCUUUAGUGAAUUUGGUUAUCUGCACUGGUAUUGCAGUAGAAUUCUGUACUCAUAUAGCCAGAGGAUUUACAGUGGCAGAUCAAUUAGAAUUUGGAGGUCGAAGUUGUGGCACUCGAGUCCAACGAUCAUUUCAUUCUUUGACAGGAAUUGGAGGAUCUGUGUUCGGGGGGAUAGCUUUGACCAAAUUAAUUGGUGUUUUUGUUUUGGCAUUUACAAGAUCUAAGAUAUUCCAGGUUUAUUAUUUUAGAAUGUGGUUAGCAUUGGUUGUUAUUGCAUCAUUGCACAGUUUGAUGUUCUUGCCAAUUGUUUUAUCAUAUUGUGGAGGAAGGUCGUAUAUUUUUUCGUCUAAAGUUAGUGCAGUCUCAGAUGAUUUAGCAUCAAGACUUCGAUUUAAUGAAAUAUCAGGUAAUGAUUCGGAUGAUUGA